Messenger RNA from Myzus persicae (green peach aphid), 1424 nucleotides. RefSeq names its product malate dehydrogenase-like. Gene Ontology annotation, biological process: oxaloacetate metabolic process; tricarboxylic acid cycle; malate metabolic process. Gene Ontology annotation, molecular function: L-malate dehydrogenase (NAD+) activity. The transcript has 6 exons. NCBI's taxonomy places the organism in Eukaryota, Metazoa, Arthropoda, Insecta, Hemiptera, Aphididae. The coding region runs from base 22 to 1014 and encodes 330 amino acids. The record is from RefSeq and is a predicted model, not a curated record.
AAUAUUAUAUUAUAAGGUAUAAUGGAUGUUAUCGUUACCAAAGUCGUGAUCUCCGUGGACCACUGCAAUGUUCUUAGCAUCGAGUUGGCAUUCAACAUACUCCAAAGGAAAGUGUUCGCCGACAAUAAAUUGGACGUAUUUAUUUUAACUUUGGACGUGGAUGAAGUAAAAGAAAUGGCUGAACAUAUAAAAAAUUGUUGUUUCUCAAACUUGAAUGAAUUAGUCGUGACCGGCGAUCGCUUCGAGGCGUUCCUGAAGGCCGACUGCCUCCUGUUGAUGACUAAUUUGAACCCGCCGGAUCAUAAAAUUCUCGAAAACGUCCAAGACUUAGAGCAUGUUUUCAAAAAGGCUAAAUCGUUUGAUCGUCUGGCCAACUCGGAUGCCAGGAUCGUCAUGAUGGGACCGUGGUCAAACACGUGGUUACAGAUUUUUGCUGAAGUCGCUACACGCCUGAACAAGCUCAACUUUACCGGUUUGUCUAGACAUCACGUGAGCAAAGCGUUGGGGCUCAUCUCACGAAAACUUGACUGCGAAGUGCACGAAUUAUCGGACGUAUACGUUUGGGGCAAAAAUUUCAUGGACAUAGCCGAUGCUAAGAAAAAAACGAAAUUUGAACCGAGAAAAAAUGAAUUACAGUGUACCGUGAAAACGCAGAACGUCAUGGAUCUUUUAACUUCGAAUUGGAUCGACAAUUAUUUCACACCCCAGUUUGAAGCGAUGCAAACCACAACGACCUACAGACAUUGCGUUAUAUCAGCCGUGUGCCAUCACUUAAUUGACUGGUAUCAGGGCACCGAUGACAGGACAGUAUGCAUGACUAUUUCCGUAUAUCAACCAGGACAGAUCAACGAUGGCGUUUUCUCGUCGUAUCCGGUGGUCAUCGGCAAGUCCGGCCAAAUGUCCGUCCGAUACAUUGAAAAGGAUUCACAACAAUUUAUAAAACUGUACAGAUAUUUGGAAAGUCAACAAAAAGAAAGGUGCCUUAUUCGCAAUUACAUCAAGUACGAGGGUUGAAGAACUAUACCUACCGUUAAAAAUACAUAUUGGGAAAAAAUUACACACAUAAUAUUGUAAUAUCACGUAUUAAUCGUUAUAAUUGUUUAAAAUAUUUUUAAUUUUUGAUGAAAAAAAAACGACAAAAAAGACAUUAGACGUUGAAGGUUAGGAAACCUGGAAAUUUCCAUAAAUACAAGUACUGUAAUAUUUAAAAAAAAACUUUUACUUCGCUCCGAAUCCAAAAAUGUAUUACGGUAAUAUUAAAGUUAUAAACACGAUAUUGCAUGGUGUCAAUCAAUUAGCGUCAAUAUUAUUAUGGUAUGGUUGAUGGGAAAAGAACAAUAAGACCACGCGGUAUUAUUGUCACCUGUGGUCUUAUUCACACUUUUUUUAAAGUUAUUAAUAUUUUACCAUAUCAGGCAACAUAA